AUGUCUGUUACCAUGACGCUGGUGGAGAUGGAGGAGGAUUUCACGGACCUCACCAUUCCCGCUGAUUACAUCAAAUUCUAUGGCGACCCUCUCAGUCUCGUCGCCGGCCUAGACUCCACACCAACGCAGUGGAAGGGAAAAGGCAAGGCCGUGGGGCCUUCCAUUGACGACGAACAGCCAACUGUGACGGGAGAGAAAGAAGUCGACUGGACCAAGUACAGCCCUCCUGCGGCUUUGCACACAACGCCGAAUUUUCAUGACGAUGUUCUCGUUCACAUAAUCAAGACAUCAAUCGACAGAAUACAAGCGCGCAACGCCGCAGAGCAUCGAAAAAGAGAGGAAGAAGAGGAGCAGCGGAUAAAGUCGAGUGAGCCAACGACCCCAGACUCUGAAGAGGAUGCAGCCGCCAGGGAACCAUAUCUUCCCAUCAUCAUACCCUCGGAUGACCCUCAACCCGUCUCCAUCUCUGAAGUGCAGGCCCACCUCGACGAAGCAGAAAAAGAAGACCUUGAGAACCUUUUCUCCCACGACACACCUGUAUCCAGGACGCCUUUUGAUUUUGACACCAAGCCAAAGAAGGGCCGCAAGUUCAAGCUCGCCCGCCUGCUCAAGCGUCUCGCCGAUAGGGACAGUGACACUCCCGCAGCCGGAGACUCGUCAAAGAAUGAGGAGCCGUCUAGCUCAUCUGAGGUCACCAUCAAAUAUGAAGAGCCACCGCUACCGCCAACGCCACCGGAAGAAGUUGAAUGCGUCUCCUGCCUAGAUGACUUUCCUCAGUCGGCUCUUGUCAAGAUUACCUGUCACAGCUAUUGCACCUCGUGUUUCCACCGCCUCAUCACAACCGCAUGCCAGAACGAGCAGCAGUGGCCCCCUAAGUGUUGCCUCAACACAAUCCCCGAGGAGACAACUCUCGCCCACAUUCCGGCCGACCUCCAGAAGACAUUCCGUCGCCGCGCCGAGGAGUGGGCUCUCCCGGCUCCAGAUCGAAUCUACUGCAGCCGACCCACCUGCUCACGCUUCAUCCCCCCGAGGCGCAUCAACCACGCCACCCGCACAGCGCGCUGCUCCCACCGCAGCCAUCCUCCAACCUGCACCCUCUGCCGCGGCCCCGCUCACCCUACCACUGAGGCGUGCCCCUCCGACCGCGACGCCGCCCUCACCGAGGCCCUCGCUGCCGAUGCCGGCUGGAUGCACUGCGGCGCGUGCCACGCGCUCGUCGAGCAUCGCGAGGCAUGCCAGCACAUGACGUGUCGUUGUGGGCACGAGUUCUGCUACGUCUGCGCGCUACCGGGGCAGACGGGUGGAUGUACCAUGGACUCGCUGGCGGAGAAACUCGCGGCGCCGGGGGCGGGGGCCGGGGGCGCGACUUCUCAGGAGGCAGAGGAGGAGGAAGCGUGCGAAUGGUAG
Verticillium alfalfae VaMs.102 is the source of this 1407-nucleotide messenger RNA. Its product is annotated as IBR domain-containing protein. Bases 1 to 1407 code for a protein of 468 amino acids. The record is from RefSeq and is a predicted model, not a curated record. Gene Ontology annotation, cellular component: cytoplasm; ubiquitin ligase complex. Lineage: Eukaryota; Fungi; Ascomycota; Sordariomycetes; Glomerellales; Plectosphaerellaceae. Gene Ontology annotation, biological process: ubiquitin-dependent protein catabolic process; protein polyubiquitination; positive regulation of proteasomal ubiquitin-dependent protein catabolic process. Gene Ontology annotation, molecular function: zinc ion binding; ubiquitin conjugating enzyme binding; ubiquitin protein ligase activity. The transcript has 2 exons.